AAAUAAAAUCACAAUGGAAGAUCAUAAUGAAUUCUCCAUCUCUAGUUCUACUACAACUUCAUCAUUUACAAGUUGUUGUUCUAAUAACAAUUGUUUAAGUUCUACUUCAACUUCUUCUACUUCAUCUAAUUGUUUCCAUGAGAGCAUUGCAAAAACCUCAUCAAAUGAUCAUUCCAAGAAAAGUUCAAAAAAAAUUCAAGAUGGGAAUAAAACGAAAAUCAGACGAAAAAAUGAAGGUGGUGUUGAUGAAAAGCAUCCGACUUAUAGAGGAGUUCGUAAGAGGAAUUGGGGAAAAUGGGUGUCUGAAAUUAGACAACCAAGAAAAAAAUCAAGAAUUUGGCUAGGGACUUAUCCCACUGCUGAAAUGGCAGCUCGAGCUCAUGAUGUUGCGGCUUUAGCCAUCAAGGGGGAUUCGGCUUACCUUAAUUUCCCUCAUUUAGCCGAUCAACUCCCUCGACCCGCUUCCACUUCCCCUAAAGACAUCCAAGCCGCAGCCGCCAAAGCUGCAGCCGCCAGCACAUUUCUAGAGGAGAAUAGCCAAUUAACCGACCUGCAUAGCUCGCAUUCCUCGACUAAUUUAGCCUCGCAAGAAUUACUGAAUUCUCCAUCAAUGGAUCACGAUGACCCGUUUUUCGAUCUACCGGAUCUUACCAUCAAUAGAGUGGACCAAAAUGACCGGUACCAAUACCCGAUUUCGACGUGGCAGCUGGCUGGAGCCGAUAGCGGGAUGUUUCGGCUUGAUGAGCCGUUUUUGUGGGAGUGCAAUUAGAAGAAAAUUACAAGUGUACAUGUUUCUUUUUCUUUUCUUCUUUUACACUGACAAAAAAAGUCAUAAAACAUCCAUCGUCUGUGUAAUUUCUCAACGUAUCAUAAUUGCAAAGCUCAGAAUGUUCAUAUCA
Molecule: messenger RNA, 899 nt
Organism: Solanum verrucosum
Lineage: Eukaryota; Viridiplantae; Streptophyta; Magnoliopsida; Solanales; Solanaceae
Product: ethylene-responsive transcription factor ERF039-like
Exons: 1
Coding region: 14-769 (251 amino acids)
Biological process (GO): regulation of DNA-templated transcription
Molecular function (GO): DNA-binding transcription factor activity; DNA binding
Source: RefSeq, a predicted model, not a curated record